Molecule: messenger RNA, 1407 nt
Organism: Ambispora leptoticha
Lineage: Eukaryota; Fungi; Glomeromycota; Glomeromycetes; Archaeosporales; Ambisporaceae
Source: the annotation of a GenBank genome assembly
AUGGAAAGAAAAACAUUUAAGAAAAUAUUUAUACUUUUAUCAUUAUGGAUAUUUUUUCCCGUGGUGUCAGUGGCUGCAUUUAUCUCUUACGCUAUCACCUGGAUCUUUUAUAUACUCUAUGCACAAACUGACGCACCUGCUGACCAACCACUCGUUCCGCUCAGUCCGUGGCGAGUGUUCAAGGUCUCCUUUUAUUUAUUAAAUUAUCUCUACGAAAACCUGACGGGUCCUUUUAUACCGUCCAUAGUUCAAUACUGCUGGCAUAAACUUUCUUCAAAUAGAAAAAGAACUUCAGUGAGGAAAAAUCUACGAUAUGGUCUGCGACCUCGAAAUCGUCUCGACGUAUACCUGCCCGAUCAUGUGAGCACAACAGUGAUCAAAAAUAGUAAAAGAUUCACAGAAGGAAUAUUACACCCAAAUUCAACAAACUUGCCAAGCCCUAAUGCUCAUCAGUCGGAAUCUCCUGUUAUAAUUCUUAUAUGCACUUCGUGGAAUUCUGGAAAUAAAUCAACAUGCAUGCCAGUGGCUCAUAAUCUUCAAAGUCAAGGUUAUGUUGUCGUCGUACCAAAUAUCACAUUAUACCCACAGGGAAAAAUCGCAGAGAUGGUUUUUGAUGUUCAACAAGUAAUUCAUUGGACCCAUUCACAUAUACGACAAUUUCGAGGAGAUCCUUCCCAAAUAUACUUGAUGGGUCAUUCAGCUGGGGCUUUCUUGGCUGCAUUAACAGUUAUCCAUGAUGCAUGUGCUACUUUGGGUGUUAUGCCACUUAAUAAUACUCACGUGAAUAUCCCUGUUUGGGAUAAUGUUUCACGACGGACACCUCUACCAAGAGUUCAAGGAUUAAUUUUAUUUUCGGGCACAUAUGAUGUUACAUAUUAUUAUGCUUAUUUACAUCAUAAAGGACUUGAACAAGUUCAUGCUGUUCCAAGAGUUAUGGGUAACACACCUGAAACAUUUCUCCAAUGUUCGCCAACCUUCUUGUUGAAUCACGCUUUAAAUCGCGUCAAAGAUAAAGACCGAUUGAAAAUGACAUUACCUCGUAAAAUUUUAUUGAUCCAUGGCGCAAAGCAGGACUCAUUCAAUCCACCAACUUCAACGCGUAAUUUCUAUGAUCUGCUAGUUGCAGCCGGCAUUCCAUCCGUACAAUUAAAAAUCUAUGAGAAUCAGAAUCAUAUUAGUCCACGAAUUGAUUUAAUUGUACCAACGAAAAGGUUGUGUGUAUUAUUGCUAGAAGAUAUUAAAGAAUGUUGUUUGGGACAUGCUGGAAUUGUAAUGAUGGGCGGAAAAUUACGUGAAAAGAAAGAAGAAAGUGAUCAUGAAGAAUUCAUGAUGGAUGAAGAAGAUGAAGGACGAGUUACUGUUCAUAAUGGCGGUGAUAUACCUCAUCCUGUGUUAGUGACCGCAUGA